This is a messenger RNA of Parascedosporium putredinis, 2907 nucleotides long. NCBI's taxonomy places the organism in Eukaryota, Fungi, Ascomycota, Sordariomycetes, Microascales, Microascaceae. The record is from the annotation of a GenBank genome assembly.
AUGCACUUCAAGCUCCAGGAAGACGCCGGUGGCGUCCAGGCCAUCGUUGAGGAGCCUGCCUUCAAGCCCAUCUCCUCCGCCCUUCCCUUUGGCCAGCCAGAUCGCGUACAAGCUCUCCGACAAGAUCUUUUCUUACUCCCCGAGACCUUUGACCUUGACAUUGCCGCCAAGGACUGGGCCGCCAAGCAGGAGAAGAACAUCCACGGCUAUUCCACCUCCGUCCUACCCCUCCAGACCAGGACCGGCGCCGGUGCCUUCGCUCUCGGCUACAUCUUCUCCCGCGACUUUGACCUGAGCAAGCGUCACAUCCCCCAGACUCUUCUGGCCACCUCCGGAAGCCUCCGCCACCUCCGCGGCGCCCUCGACCAGCUCUCUCUGCUUUAUGGCGUCUCGAGCCCUCUCGUCGCUCAUAUCGCGGCUGCCGACUACUCCUCCAACGCUGGCCUCGUCACCGAGUACGAUAGCGCCCUCAGGAUCGCCGAGGAUCUCGGCCUCGGUCUCGUCUCCAGCUUCUCUGCCUACGAGACCCAGCACAUCUCCAUCUUCGCCACUCUCUUGGCGACCCUCGUACCUACCCUCCACGUCUACGACGGUGUUCGCAUGACCCGCGAAACCCUCCGCGUCGUCGACGCCCUGAGCGAGUCUGGCAUUGCCGAUAUCUACUCCAAGAUUGCCAAGGAGGCCGCCUCUCUCAACAAGAGGCUCGACAUCUCGGGCAAGGUUGUCGAACUGCUCGCCAAGUUCAACGAUGAGCUCGGCACCGCCUAUGACCUCUUUGAGUACACCGGUCACAAGAAUGCCGAGCAAGUCCUCGUCGUCUUCGGCAGCACCGAGGCGCAGCUCGCUACUCAGGUUGUCAACAACCUUGCCUCUAGCGGUGCCAAGAUUGGCCUCGUCAAGGUCCGCGUCUACCGCCCCUUCGUCGAGGAAGAGUUCCUCAAGGUUCUCCCCGAGUCUGUCAAGAACAUUGUCGUCGUCGGCCAGUUUGCGGCCGAACCCAAGGUCGCCGAGUUCAAGUACUCGGCCGCCGCUCGCCUGACCCCCGCCUUCUUCACCGAGGUUAUCCGCAAGUACACCAAUAUUACUGUUGAGGAGGACGCCAUUCCCCAGGUCCAAGCCCAGCAGUACACCUUCUGGGACCUUGACAACUCUGCCGUCAUUAGCGCCCCCACCGUUCUCGCCAACCUCUUCUCCCGCGAGUCCACUGACAAUGUCUACCUGCACGAGACCUACGACAGCCUGAUUGGCCAGGCUGAUGUUGCUGUUGUUGGUGACGAGAAGCUCCUGAAGGAUCUUGCCAUCUCCAGCAGCGUCAAGCAGGAUGGUAACAUCAUCAUCAAGCUCCCCAACUUCAAGGAGGAGGACGUUGAAAAGCGGCUCUCGGUGCACUUGCGCAAGAAUCUCCACGACAGGAACGUCGAUGUUUAUGCCCUAGACACCGCCCUUGCUCCCGAGCUGGAAGGCGAUGCCAUUGGCAGCAGGCUUCUUCUGGAGCUUGCGUUCAUCAAGAUCGCUCGCCCCGAUAUCUCGCCUGACGAGAUUGGCAAGCUUAUCCUCGCUGAGGUUCCCGAGGAUGCCGUUGCCCCCACCCUCCAAGCUACCGUCAAGCCCUACAGCUUCGUCUCGUUCCAGAAGGAGGAGCCUGCCGAGCAGCCCGCCCUCGCGAGCUGGCAGGCGGCUGCCAAGGGUCUUGCUUUCAAGGAGGCCUACGGCACCAAGAUCUCCCUUCGACCUGACCUCCCGCCAAGACAUCCACCGUCACCGUCAAGGAGAACCGUCGCCUUACCCUCCAACUAUGACCGAAACAUCUUCCACAUCGAGUUUGACCUCGGCGAUUCAGGUGUCACCUACAAGAUCGGAGAGGCCCUUGGCAUUCACGCCGAGAACGACAAGGAGGAAGUCGAGGAGUUCAUCAACUUCUACGGCCUCAACGCCGACGAGCUCGUGCAGGUGCCCAGCCGAGAGGACCCCACCGUUCUCGAUACCCGCACCGUAUUCCAGGCUCUCAUCCAAAACGUCGAUAUCCUCGGCAAGGUCCCCAAGCGCUUCUACGAGGCUCUCGCCGAGUUCGCCACCGACGACAGCGAGAAGAACAAGCUCGCAGCCCUCGGCAGCCAGGCCGGCGCAGAGGAGUUCAAGAAGCGAUCCGAGACCGACACCGUCACGUACGUGGACAUCCUCAAGGAGUUCAAGUCGGCUCGUCCCAGCUUCCACGACCUCGUUCGCAUCGUCGCUCCUCUCCAGAGGCGCGAGUACUCUAUCGCUUCGGCUCAGGCCGUCACUCCCAACAGCGUGACGCUCAUGAUUGUCGUCGUCGAUUGGGUCGACCCCCAGGGCCGCAGGCGUCUGGGACAGGCCACGCGCUACCUCCACCGCCUCAGGCCCGGCUCCAAGGUGACCGUGUCAGUCAAGCCUUCCGUCAUGAAGCUCCCUACCGAGGACACCGCGCCCUUGAUCAUGGCAGGUCUCGGUACCGGUCUCGCCCCCUUCCGCGCCUUUGUUCAGUACCGCGCGAUGCAAAAGGCCCAGGGCAAGGAGAUUGGCGCCAUUCUCCUCUACCUUGGUUCUCGCCACCAGCGCGAGGAAUACCUGUACGGAGAGGAGUGGGAGGCUUACCUCGAUGCGGGCGUCAUCACCCUCCUUGGUGCCGCCUUCUCGCGUGACCAGCCCCAGAAGAUCUACAUCCAGGACCGCAUGCGUGAGACCAUGCGCGACAUUGUCAAGGCCUACAUCACGGAGAAGGGCUCCUUCUACCUGUGCGGUCCCACCUGGCCCGUUCCCGACGUCACCGAGGUGCUCGAGGAGGCCAUUCGCGCCGAGGCCAAGGCUAGCGGCCGUAAGGUCGACUCCAGGACCGAGAUCGAGAGGCUCAAGGAAGAUGGACGAUAUGUCCUCGAGGUGUACUAA